CAUCAUGGUCUGACCCAUGUGGUGCAGAUACACAUGCAGGAGGAGUUUGGGAUUGGCCAGUGGAGCCAAUGGAGCCCCGAGGUCAGGGGCACCCCUUGGACAGAUCCCACGACUGUUCAAGUGGAGAGCAGAGCCCCACAGUUGGCGCAGGUACUACCAAUGACUGAACUCAACUAUGAAAAUAUUAUCCCUGUGGACUUUUUGAACACAACGAGCCUCCCAAGACAAGAUGUCCCUCUGCCUGCAUUCCUGGUGGCUGGAGGCAGCCUGACCUUUGGGACUCUCCUCUGCAUUGGCAUCGUCCUGAGGCUCAGAACAUGGAAGCAGAAGGCUCAGAGAGAAGGCAAGACCAGCACACAGCUGCCAUAUUCUCCAGGACAGUACAUCCCUGGGGCUACCCUGAUACUCGUUCCCCUCAUCUCCCAUGUGAGGUCCCCCAGCAAUUUUGGACCUGAUAUCAUCUUGAGGCACAGUCAGCUGGAGUUUGAGCAGACCACGUAUGGCAUCAGCAAUAGAAACGACUUCUUAUCCAGAUAGCU
This is a messenger RNA of Suncus etruscus (white-toothed pygmy shrew), 539 nucleotides long. RefSeq names its product interleukin-6 receptor subunit alpha-like. Lineage: Eukaryota; Metazoa; Chordata; Mammalia; Eulipotyphla; Soricidae. The record is from RefSeq and is a predicted model, not a curated record.